GUUAAUAAAACAAAGUGUGGGCAAGUGGUUAAACUCGAUUCUGCUUCCAUUUCAGCCUCCAUCUCUUCUCUUCCCCUCUUCUUCGAGACAUGGAAACGGGAAUCAAUAAUGUCGACGAUAACAAGGGCAAAUCCCUGAUCAGAAGCCAAGAGGAAGACGAUUCUGAGCUUGAAGUUGAGGAAUUUCCUGAGGAAUUCCGAUGUUGCAUUUGCCUGGAACUUCUUUACAAGCCAGUUGUAUUAGCUUGUGGCCACAUAUCAUGCUUCUGGUGCAUCUAUAACGCUAUGAAUUUUUGGAAUGAAUCUCACUGUCCAAUUUGCCGGCAUCCAUAUAAUCAUUUCCCAAGCAUCUGUCAGCUGCUUCAUUUUUUGCUUCUGAAGUUGUAUCCUAUAGGGUAUGAGAGAAGAGACAGACAAGUAGGAGUGGGCAAGUGGUUAAACUCGAUUCUGCUUCCAUUUCAGCCUCCAUCUCUUAUCUUCCCUCUCCUUCGAGACAUGGAAACGGGAAUCAAUAAUGUCGACGAUAACAAGGGCAAAUCCCUGAUCAGAAGCCAAGAGGAAGACGAUUCUGAGCUUGAAGUUGAGGAAUUUCCUGAGGAAUUCCGAUGUUGCAUUUGCCUGGAACUUCUUUACAAGCCAGUUGUAUUAGCUUGUGGCCACAUAUCAUGCUUCUGGUGCAUCUAUAACGCUAUGAAUUUUUGGAAUGAAUCUCACUGUCCAAUUUGCCGGCAUCCAUAUAAUCAUUUCCCAAGCAUCUGUCAGCUGCUUCAUUUUUUGCUUCUGAAGUUGUAUCCUAUAGGGUAUGAGAGAAGAGAAAGACAAGUAGGAGAAGAAGAGAAGGAAGUUGGUUACUUCUCUCCUCAAUUUGAUCAUAAUUCUUGUGAACCACAACAUAUUGAGGAGCUUGGUAUCUUGAACAAUACACAUGCCCUUUCAGAUACGCAGUUAAAAAGUUGUAGUAAGAAGGGAGAUAACAAACCUAUUGAGCCUGCAAAAUCUUUAGGGAAGGAUGAAGCUAUGGUGAAUGAAACUGACCAAGAAUGUAGUUCUCUUGGAAAUAAUGUUCAACAUAGAGCUCAGAAGCUUGUUUCUUUUACUGAUUUACCCUGUGCUGCAUGCAAGAAGCUGCUCUUUCAACCAAUUGUACUUAAUUGUGGCCAUGUAUAUUGUGAAUCUUGUACCUUUGUUCUGGAAGGCAAAGUCCCUCGGUGCCAAAUUUGUCAAAGCUUUCAGCCAAAUGGAUUGCCUAAUGUUUGUCUAAUUCUAGAUCAUUUCUUGGAGGAGCAAUUUCCAGAUAUUUAUUCGGAAAGAAAGAAAGCUUUACUUAUCGAAGGUUCAAGACAGGCUCAAAAAAAGGCUACCAGUUCAUCAGGUAUUCCUAAAAAUGUUCACCCACUGUCAUGGUGGCUUGGCAGUGGACCUAAGGUUCAUAUAGGAGUGGGCUGUGAUUGUUGUGGGCUGUGUCCAAUAAUAGGUGAGAGAUAUAAAUGCAAAGACUGCCUUGAGAAAAUAGGUUUCGACUUGUGUGAGGGCUGCUAUAAUUCUCCUAUUAAGGUUCCUGGACGGUUUAAUCAACAGCAUAAACCAGAACAUAACUUUGAAAUUGUACAGCCUCUAGAUAUAAAUUACAUGUCUGAUGAAGAUGGCUCAGAUUAUCCUGAAUAUUUGGAUGAUGCCCCUCAAGCUCCUACCUUUACAGAUGAUGUUUCACAAGAUCAAGGAGAUAGUUCCCAUGGGCCAGAGGAUGUUUCUCCAGCUUCCCUAUUAUCAGUUGAUGUUUCUUUGAAUAAAGAAGAUGGCUCUGAUAAAUCAUCAAUUUGACUUCGUAAAAAAGAGGUUCAAGUAAAAAACUUUCAACAUCGAGUUUCAUCUCAGUUCAGUAUGGUCUCUUUAUCUGACUUGCAGUACAUGCAAUCUAAAUUGUAAGAGCAACUUUUACAUAUAUGGACUCUUUUUUAGAUUAUCUAGUACUGCCACAUCCCCUCUACAGUUUGAUCUUAAAAAGCUGGGGAUUCUUAAUUAAACCUCUUGAAAAGUAACUCUCAUGACUUCUUGCUAAGGGACUAGGGUCACAACCACUAGGCCGAGGAUGAACAAUCAACCACGGUUGAGUAAUGCCUGUACUUUGAAAAAAAGUAACCAUAGGUGAUAAGUUAGUAAGUUUUAUAGGCACAUAAUCAUGGUAAUUGGAUAUUAUUAUUUUGAGUUCAUAUAAGAUUAGCUAUAACUGAGAUAACAAGAGUUUAAAUCAAAGGAACUUAUGUUCUUGCUCCCUAUAUUUGUAGUGUGAUGAUAUUAGUUUAUUUUAUUUUAUCAGCAGUAAUGUUGAAAAACUUGCAAGUGUUCACAACUUGGAUUGUGACAAGAAGGAUAAGAAAGAUCUUGGGUACAGUGUAUUAAAUUUUUUGUGUUACAGUGUAUGGAACUGAUCUCAAAAGAUAACACAAAUUAGUAAAGAGAAUUUAGUAUU
Messenger RNA from Rubroshorea leprosula, 2469 nucleotides. NCBI's taxonomy places the organism in Eukaryota, Viridiplantae, Streptophyta, Magnoliopsida, Malvales, Dipterocarpaceae. The record is from the annotation of a GenBank genome assembly.